Molecule: messenger RNA, 3764 nt
Organism: Drosophila rhopaloa
Lineage: Eukaryota; Metazoa; Arthropoda; Insecta; Diptera; Drosophilidae
Gene: Orai
Product: calcium release-activated calcium channel protein 1
Exons: 2
Coding region: 1670-3247 (525 amino acids)
Biological process (GO): store-operated calcium entry
Cellular component (GO): membrane
Molecular function (GO): store-operated calcium channel activity
Source: RefSeq, a predicted model, not a curated record
UAACUUGCCAUCGCCGAAGGAACAAGAAGCGCGAAAAGCGAAACGCGGACGCAGAAAUGAAAUCGAAUUAAAUGUGCACCGCGCACCUGAAUUAAAUUUGUGGCGGAAGGGCAAGAAUUACUUUUCGAUUCGGUUUCUUGCGUGCCACUUUUUUCUUUUGCGGAAGUGUCGCUAGCAUCCGCGAUUUUUUGCUGUUUUUCCCUGCUGUUUCUAUCAGUCUUUAAAGCACAACUCUUGGCCUUGGCCACAUCAAAAAAGAGGCAAAAUAGUCAGCAACAAGUGCCUGCUAAACACUGUUUUAUUGACACAUGUAUUUUACAUUUUAUAAAGCCCAUAAAAUGUGUUUAUAAAUAAAAAGUAAAUAUUUUAACGCACACAAAAUAUAGAGAGAGAGUGCGGCGAAGAGAGAUGCGAGAAAUUUUCAGCGUGCGUGUGUGUGCUUAUGUGGGUAAUUGUUGAUCAAUUGUCAUGUGCAAAAAAUAAAAACAAUAACAGCCAGCGAAAAUCAUUCAGCAUCAUCAAUGGGAAACAUUGCAAAAUCAACCAAGUGAAACGGAACUUAAUGAAAUAAGCCCCACGAAAAAAAGCGGAAAACAACGAGAUUACAGUGACAAGUGGCAAACGAACUCUAGAACAGAGAUUACUCGAAAUCCAAGCACAGUGAAUCGAGUUUACUGGCAUCCGGAAACUUAUAAAAUAUAACAAAAAUUUUUUAAUAUAUGUUUUGUGAAUCACCCACUGAGCGGAGAUUGUAGAAAAUAGUCCCCAGGAAAAUCCAACUGUAAUACUAAACCUUGAGUUCAGUUUAUAAUUUAAAUUUAGAAUUCUGGGACCCAACAAAAGUCGCCGAGAUCAAAAGUAAUAACAUUAAUAUUCCAUAGAUCCAAUCGCUGAAAGAGGCUCUUAAUAAAAUACAAAUUUCCGAGACCCCAGAACAGAGAGAAGUUCACGAAAAGCAAUAAAUCCAUAUAACUGAGGUCCAAACAGUUAAGAAAUGAAUAAUAUAACUACUGAAAAUCAACUGCAGAGAACAGCAAAUUGAAACAUUCUAAGAAAGCGCCUCAUAAUUGAGGCAGGGCGUUGUCGAUAACCAACAUGGGACCUUUAUGACCUAAUGGAAUAUUUUAUUUAUUAAUAUACGCCAGACAUUGAAUAUCAGCCGAUCUGCCCGGGCAACUUGGAGAGCACAAAAAAGUUGAAAGGUGUUUGAGAGCCCAUAAAGAAGUGGAAUUUUGAUCUUACAGCUGAGAACUGAAAUUUAAGAAACUGUAUUUUUUAGACUGUUUAAAAAACCUAUCAGAUCGUAUAGAGAAAAGUGUUUGAAUCUGGUGAGACAAAAACAAUAUUUAACAUUAUUAAAGCUGAAUUUGUUGUCUUCGUCACCUACUAAAAUACAUACCAAACAGUGAUCUUUUAAAAAACAAGAUAAGACAAUAUUGUAUUCGCACCUUUAUAGCUAAGUGCGAGCUUUAUAUUUUAUAGAUCUGAAUUAUUGGCUAAAUUUUGAUAUUUUUUGGACAGUAUAAUAUUAUUUACUAAACUUAUACAGCUGAGAACUAGCUGCUUUAAUUAAUAUUUGAGCGCUUUUCACUCAUUCUGGCCUAAACACAUCCGAUAACAUCUGAUCUCGCCAAGCAAAAAAUCGGGGUUUAAAGUUCGGCAGCAGCCCAUGCCACCUUUUGAAGAGGGGAAAAUCGAGCCAGAGGAGCAGAUACCUCUAAAGCCGCCACGUCGACAGAGGACAAUGAAGUCUGCGGACCAGGAAACGGCGCAGCCGCCGGCGGAGGAUCACGAGGAGGAGCACCUGCUGCCGGCCACAACAGGGGCUAGCAAUCUGCGAUAUGCCCGGGCCAAUCUGAGCCAGAGCAGCCUGAUGUUGAGCCACCAGCAGGGCUCCUUCGAGUCGUCCACCGAGCGAACGGCGAGCAGUGAGACCCUGGAUGUGCUGCCGACAUCGAGGCGCUACCAGGUGCAUCCGCAGCCGAACCGCUUGGGGAUUCGGCAGCAACCUUCGGCCUUGGCGAGCGCUCUGCAUGCCACUGCCAGAUUGGCGGCCAGUGUGGAUGCCUAUACGGCGGCGGCUACAGCCACAGCGGCAGCGGCAACCGGCGACUACGGCGACUAUAUGCGCCAGAAUCCGAACCUCAGUCACAUCCACCAACAGCCCCAGUCCCAGAACCAGCACCAGAACCAGAGCCAGCACCAGCCGACCCUCCACCACCUCCACCAGCCCGCCGCGCACAAUCUGGGCAAUCUCAGAGCGAGCAAUCUCAAUUUUGUGGGGUCGUCGCGGCAUCUCUAUCACAGCCAGUUCAAUUCGAAUUCGCCGCAAGCGAGACGCUUCACUGCGCAGCGAGACGGCUCGCCAGCAUUCGCGGCUUCAGCGGUAGCAGCUUCGGCGGCAGCAGCUUCAGCAGUAGCACCACUAGCGCCACUAGCACCACUACCACCACUCGCACCACUAGCCUCCAUUGCCUCAUCGUCCCCAUUCGCGGCCCAGCCGCCGCCCUUUCAGUUGCGCACCUACCAACAGAACCAAUCCUACCGCUUUCAGCCGCGCGGACACCACCGCACCGGCAGCAGCAGCAUGUCGCAGUCUGGCGAGGACCUCCACUCGCCCACGUACUUAUCCUGGCGGAAGCUGCAGCUGAGUCGCGCCAAGCUCAAGGCCUCCAGCAAGACGUCCGCCCUGCUCUCCGGAUUCGCCAUGGUGGCGAUGGUGGAGGUGCAGCUGGAUCACGACACAAAGGUGCCACCGGGCAUGCUGAUAGCGUUUGCCAUCUGCACCACCCUCCUGGUGGCGGUGCACAUGCUGGCUCUGAUGAUCAGCACCUGCAUCCUGCCGAACAUCGAGACGGUGUGUAACCUUCACAGUAUUUCCCUGGUCCACGAGUCGCCGCACGAGCGGCUGCACUGGUACAUUGAGACGGCGUGGGCCUUCUCCACGCUGCUGGGACUGAUACUCUUCCUUCUGGAGAUCGCCAUCCUGUGCUGGGUAAAGUUCUACGACCUGAGUCCGCCGGCGGCUUGGUCGGCCUGCGUGGUCCUCAUCCCGGUGAUGAUCAUCUUCAUGGCCUUCGCGUAUCACUUCUACCGCUCCCUAGUGUCGCACAAGUACGAGGUCACGAUUUCGGGGAUCAGAGAACUGGAGAUGCUCAAGGAGCAGAUGGAGCAGGAUCAUCUGGAGCAUCACAACAACAUCCGAAAUAAUGGCAUGAACUACGGGGCCUCCGGGGAUAUUGUCUAGCACUUCUUCACGAUCCCCGUGUGGAUCAAACGAAAAAGACAUAGCGGCUCAGGGCAAGCCUCAGAUUAUUUAAGUGAAAAACAUAGUGUAAAUUUGUAGUGGAUGCAAGUCUUGUGAUACGCAGAUGACAGCAGAUUUUUAUUAUAUAUACGUAAACUGUAUUCUGUAUUGCGUGUGGAUAGAGCGCUGUAGUUCUUUAUUUUUGUAUGGCAAUUACUAGGCACGAGUAUAAACAGAAUGAUGAAGGACCCUAAUUAAAGCAAUACUUUGGACCAUCAUGUUCGUUGAAUAUUCCUCAAAAAUUAGCUCAUAUUGGAUAUAUAUAUAUAUUGCGUGUAUUUUAAAUUGUAUACCGUAUUUUUUGAACCAUCCUUGGCAGUCUUCCCUUUUAUUGUUUAAGAACCUUUUGGACAAAACCCGAUUGUCUUAGUCCCUAAUUUAAUGUUAGGCCAAUUAUGUAAGCGGAACCACGCUGUAAUUUAUAUUAUAUAAUUUACGAUUAAAUGAUUUUUUUAUA